ACCGACACAAUAUCAAAUCAGAUAUAUAUAAUGUAUAUUAUUAUUAGGAAUAUAUCGUAUUAAAUUGGAAUCAUCCGUAUGUUGUCUUUUUACAAUGUAAAGUGAUAAACAACUUUUUGAAAUAAUUAGACAUUAAUAAUCGAAGUGGAAAUAUACUGUAAUAAUUCUCCUGUUUAGAAACACGUAUAACGCUAGAGAAUGAUAAAUGCUAUUUUUCACAUUAUCUAAAUAGAUUUCACCGUAAUUAAAAUGGCCGAAGGCCGCAAAAUCACAGUAUCCGACAGGGAAAAAAAUCGGCAAAGCUCGUCUUCCGUAAAUGAAACUGAGAAUCAACCAGAACCAGUGCUCCAUCGCACAUUUAGUUUGAAAGACGUGUGGAGAAAUAAGAAGAAAAUUCCCAGAGCAUAUCUGGAACAGGAGGUUGUGAGCUGUAAAGAAGAAUUAUCAGCAUUGCAAAUAAAAGUAGGAAAAGAACAGCUAACAGCUGAGAAAAAUAAGAAAAGGUGUACAAAUUUGCAGCAACAACUUAAAGAUGCAAACGAAAAAAUUAGGCGUUUGGAAGAGGAAAAAAGAAAAGCAAUAGAUAGCAAAAAAGAACAGUCAGAAAAGAUUGAAACGAUUUUGCACAAUAACCCUUAUUACGUGUAUAUUAUGGGAUCGAGGAAUGUACAAAUAGGUGACGACAACACAAUUGUACAAGAUGAAGGCAAUACAGAACAACUGGUGGCCGAGUUGGAGGAACUGACAAACAAGCUCACAUCUGCAAUACAGACAAAUACGCAAGAAAGAGCGGAAGAUGAAAGGAAGCUUAGGAACUAUGAUGUUAUGUUUAAAGAGUUCAAUGAAGGUCUAAACGUGCUAAAGGAGUCGCUCAAGACACUUGACAAGAAUACAUUCAAAAAGCAGCUCAGUCGUGACAGAGAACUUCUUGAAGUCUUGACGUCGGAUCGUACAGAUGAAAACAUCAUAACCGACGGCAUUGGGCUUCUUAGGAGAUUUAUAAAUGAAAAUAUGGAUAUAACUGAUCUUCCGUUACAAACAGAAACUGCGAUAACAAGACUGGUUAACAAGUUUGGGAGCCUCAAGUGUGACUGUCAGAAGUUCGCUGAGAUUCUAGAAGUUGACUUGUCAAGAUUAUUAUCUGAACCUAACGAAAGUAUGCCUGCUCUUGAACACUAUUCAGAACUUGAUAGCAGAAUGUGCGAAAAUAUUCUGGUCCACUGGAUGAAAAAGUCUCGAGAUAAUGACGCUAAGAAGCUUUUAGAGAAAAUCAUGAUUUAUGAAUCGAAAAUAUCUACAGAAAUGGUCAAGGAAUUUGAAGACGAAACAAUCGGUUUACAGCAAAGCGUAUCAACUCAGAUGCCUUCUUUGACGCUGUCGGAGAACUCAACAGGUUCAGUCUAUAUACCUUCCGGCAAUAUUUACAGGGGACAAAGCCUACAGGGACUUCCAGAUAGGCGUUCACAGUUUAUGCAUCAGCUUGAAGGGCUUAAAAUACUCGUAGACGUUCAACAGAAAGUAAAUGAUAUCCAUGGAAAUAUGUUCAGAGUCACAGAAACUAGACUGUGACCUAAAAUAAUUCAAACGGUAGUUAAACAGAUUCUUAAUUCUUUUGUGUAUAGUAGACAAUUAUGAGCAUAUUAAGAUAGUAAAUGUUUUGUGUAUGCAUUUCAGACAUUUGUUUCAUCGGAAGAUGUUAGAAUAGAAUGAAGAUUUUGUGAGUGAGUGUGAUUUUACCACGAGAUCAUAUAUCGCUGAAAAGAUGUUACAUUGAAAAUGUAAAUCAAAAAAACAUCUCUACAAAUAUUUUUGUAAGACAUAUCUAAAAUGUUAAAAAUAUCAUUCUAACACUUUUAAGAUUUUACAUAUUAAACAAAGAAAGAUUU
This is a messenger RNA of Mercenaria mercenaria, 1886 nucleotides long. RefSeq lists its product as uncharacterized. The record is from RefSeq and is a predicted model, not a curated record. The transcript is spliced from 5 exons. NCBI's taxonomy places the organism in Eukaryota, Metazoa, Mollusca, Bivalvia, Venerida, Veneridae. Bases 250 to 1569 code for a protein of 439 amino acids.